UCGCUACAGUGGCCUCUGCGCAGGCGCACACUAACAGGCAUUUCCGGGCCUUGGCGCCUCGUCUCGAAAAAGACGUCCUGCGGGACUUUCCACGGGAACCAUGGCUACCUACAGCCUGGCGAACGAGCGGCUGCGCGCCCUGGAGGACAUCGAGCGCGAAAUCGGCGCCAUCCUCCAGAACGCAGGAACGGCGAUCCUGGAACUGUCCAAGGAAAAAACCAACGAGCGCCUGCUAGACCGGCAGGCGGCAGCCUUCACCGCUUCUGUGCAGCACGUGGAGGCGGAGCUGUCGGCUCAGAUCCGCUACCUAACCCAGGUGGCCACAGGGCAGCCCCACGAGGGCUCCAGCUACUCCUCCAGGAAGGAUUGUCAAAUGGCGCUGAAGCGAGUGGACUAUGCCCGCCUCAAGAUCAGCGAUGUGGCACGCACCUGUGAACAGAUGCUGGAGAACUAAGUCAAGAUGAUGCAGAGUGUGACCUGCACCCUGGGACCGAAGCCAGAGACUGGUAGGCUGGGGAGCAGAGUGAUGCGUGCUGUACUGGUCAGGGCAGAUGAGGACCAUGGAGCAGAAAGCAGAACUAGAGACUCCAACCCACGCCUGCCCACAGAUGUGUUCUGGCUCCUCCAGCAAGAUGGCUCUGCUUUCCACUCCACAAGCUCAGAGGGGAGCCAGAGAGACAACUGCCCAACCCUCUUCCUCAUGCACACCCUGGCCUGGGGUUCCAGAAGAUCCAAUAAAAAUAUCCUUUUUUUGUUAA
Peromyscus leucopus (white-footed mouse) is the source of this 758-nucleotide messenger RNA. RefSeq names its product mediator complex subunit 11 (gene Med11). The transcript is spliced from 3 exons. Gene Ontology annotation, molecular function: transcription coregulator activity. NCBI's taxonomy places the organism in Eukaryota, Metazoa, Chordata, Mammalia, Rodentia, Cricetidae. The record is from RefSeq and is a predicted model, not a curated record. Gene Ontology annotation, cellular component: mediator complex. The coding region runs from base 101 to 454 and encodes 117 amino acids. Gene Ontology annotation, biological process: regulation of transcription by RNA polymerase II.